Messenger RNA from Thrips palmi, 1961 nucleotides. It is a transcript of the gene Tango9, whose product is annotated as solute carrier family 35 member F6. Bases 218 to 1384 code for a protein of 388 amino acids. The record is from RefSeq and is a predicted model, not a curated record. Lineage: Eukaryota; Metazoa; Arthropoda; Insecta; Thysanoptera; Thripidae. Gene Ontology annotation, cellular component: intracellular membrane-bounded organelle; Golgi membrane. Gene Ontology annotation, molecular function: pyrimidine nucleotide-sugar transmembrane transporter activity. The transcript has 9 exons. Gene Ontology annotation, biological process: pyrimidine nucleotide-sugar transmembrane transport.
GAGGUUGGAAGGGCGUCAAUGUUGUGGCAGGCCAGGCUGAAGUUGCGUAGCGCACUGGAGAUGUUUAUCUGGAAAUGCAAUCUCAGCUGUGCAUGAUCGAACAAAGUCUGCUGGAGAAUCACAUGACCCUGUGAGCUGUAAAGAGGGUGGAGCCCCGACCAUUUGUUCAAAAAAGAAGUCUCUGUAUUGAAUCAACUGCUUCGUUUUCCCUGCAAACAUGGAGUGGACGCCUUAUCGAAUAUUUCUGGCAUUAUUGCUAGUUGUAACUGGCUCUAUAAAUACGUUGAGCACAAAAUGGGCUGAUCGUAUGACCUCUGUAGGUCUGGAUGGUGAAAGUAGACCAUUUGUUCACCCAUUCCUCCAGGCUAGCACCAUGUUCCUUGGAGAGGUAGCUUGUCUUGCUACCUUUAAACUAUUGUACUGGUACUACUCUCGAAGACAGGAUGGUUCAGAGACUCGUGAAAAAACUACAUCAGGAAAUACCAACUUCAGAGCUCUUAUUUUGCUUCCCCCUGCAAUGUGUGAUAUGAUCGCCACCUCAACCAUGUAUAUUGGACUUAAUCUCACCUAUGCUUCAUCAUUCCAAAUGCUGAGAGGUUCUGUUAUUGUCUUUGUUGCAAUCCUUUCAAUUGCAUUUUUGGAUAAAAAAUUGAGAGGUGUGGAAUGGGCUGGAAUUCUAUUUGUCAUUAGUGGCCUGACCGUUGUGGGCAUGUCUGACUUUGCUUCUGGAUCAUCUCAGGAACACAAAGACACGAAUUCCAUCAUUACUGGUGACCUUCUAAUUGUUGCUGCUCAAAUCAUUACUGCAUUCCAAAUGGUCUAUGAGGAAAAAUUUGUUAAAGACAAGGAUAUACCUGCUCUCAUGGCUGUUGGUUAUGAAGGAUUUUGGGGCUUUGUUGUGCUGGGAAGUUUAUUGGUGCCCUUCUACUGGAUUCCUGCCUACCCUCCAUUCAGUGCAAAUCCAAGAAAUGUUUUGGAAGAUACACCUGACGGCCUUGUACAAUUGUACAACAAUGGAUUCCUUCUGUUAGCUAUGCUUGGUACAUUUGUUAGCAUUGCUUUCUUUAAUUAUGCUGGUGUUAGUGUUACCAAGGAAAUGUCUGCUACAACUAGAAUGGUGUUGGACAGUGUCAGAACUCUAGUUAUUUGGAUUGUUUGCCUUGGUCUACGCUGGCAAGAUUUCAACUACCUGCAGGUAGUAGGAUUUGCUCUGCUGUUGGUUGGAAUGUGUCUGUACAAUAAUGUAUUCCUAGAACCAACAUUUAAAAGGAUUGUUGGGUACAUGAACAGACGAGCAGGCAUGACGGGGCGUCAUGCUAGACUUGAAGAGGAAGAAGCUGGUGUGUUAGAUAAUCAUGAAGCAGACAAGGCUACAACUAGUUGAAAAUUUCUUAUCCUAUUAUCAAGCUUAUUGUCAAUGAACUGGACUAUAAAAUAAUUGUUUGUACUAUAAGAAAUAUACUCUUAACAUUGUCGUUUUGUAGUGGAGCAUGAGAAUGUGAAGCUAUCUGUGAUCUGUGUCUCUUACAUUGAUGCAUUCAUCAUCAAUGAAAAUGAGUAUAUUUUUUUAAUUUUUAUCACAUUGUAUUACGGUUAUCAUACCUACCUCAUGUAAAGCAUUUGCUCCUUAAAUAUACAUUCUUGCCAAAGCAAUGAGGUCAGUAAUUUUGCUUUGAGAGGACUGUUAAUAUCAUGGUAUAGUUUCUCAUUGUUCGGUAGUGAUUAGAAGUUAAAGUGUGUUUUGGCACAUUAUUUAGUCUAUGAAGACUGAUCUAAUUUUUAAAGUUUUGGUCCAAGUGUAUGAAAUGCUAAAGAAAGAUUGAUUGAAAAUUGCCUACAUGGAAACAACUUUUCAUAAAUUUGUGAUAAUGAACUUUAGAUAUCCAUGUAUUGCCUUUAGUGUUUUAAUAAUGCCCAUAAUCUUACUGACUAUAAGCUGCAAUAAAUCAUUUUACAAAUAA